Messenger RNA from Aspergillus melleus, 1242 nucleotides. RefSeq lists its product as uncharacterized. Lineage: Eukaryota; Fungi; Ascomycota; Eurotiomycetes; Eurotiales; Aspergillaceae. The coding region runs from base 1 to 1155 and encodes 384 amino acids. The transcript has 3 exons. The record is from RefSeq and is a predicted model, not a curated record.
AUGCCUUUUCAACAAUUUCCGUCCUCGUUCAUCGAGGCAUUGGAUGUUUCUCCUCCUUUGUCAUUACCAUCGCAUCUAAGCCUACGGGCAACUUCGCUCCUCGAUACCUUCAUCCGACACUAUGGCCUCGAGCGAACGACACGAAAUCGCUACAAGCCUUCAAUACUGAUACAGUCCACAUUUCAACAGGUCACUUCGAAAGAUGCCUUCUUGAUGUUCUUUCUUGCUUACAUUCAUAAUGUUUUAUUUGCAAAUACGGAUAUCUCCGUUGGGUCGGAUAUCAUGGCCACCCUCGUAUCGUACUUUGACGACUCGGAUUCCUGGGAUUCACAACGGAAGAGCGAACUCAAGAACGCCGUUGAAGAUUUCGCUGAGAAUCUCAUUACACACUUUCUUCUUCCAAUCAAAGCCUCGUCUGGAAAGACACCACAACCCACAUCAGAGUCGAUAGAGCCUUCUUCAUCUCCCGACACACCGCAAUCGAUCUCGAUCCUACGGCAACAAUGUCUUGAGCGUGAUCGCUGUCGCUGUGUGGUCUCUCGAAAGUUUGAUAAAAAGGAGGCCGAAAGGCGGCUUGACCAACAAGGAGAGGAGUGCAAGGACGAUGACGGAGAGCCACUGAAAAACGAAUCCCAUAGCCGAUUUGCAUACCUGAAGAUUAGCCACAUUCUGCCUUAUCGCAUAACAAAUGUCGUUCCCGGGGAUUUGGAUAUAAGCGAAUCGAAGAAAAACGUACUCCGCAUGCUGGAUUGGUUCGACCCCGGCGUUUCCGACCUCCUUGAUGGCGCGAAGAUUCACAGCCCUUCAAAUGCUCUCACUUUAGCGCACAGGUACCAUCGCCUAUUUGGUGAUUUUCAGAUAUGCUUCGAACCGACAGGGAUACCCAAUCAAUAUACAAUUGAGACGACCCAACGAUUUGCCUGUCUGCGUGAUUCGUUGUUCCCAGUCACCCGUACAUUGACGCUCAGUCCUACCAUCGACGCGCCCUCCCCGCGGCUUCUCGGUAUUCAUCAUGCUAUUGCGCAGAUUAUCCAUCUGAGUGGCGUAGCUACAUACCUCGAUGAGAUUUUGCAAGACUUGGAGGUGCAGGGUGUAAAAGAGGAUGGAUCAACCCAUUUAGGGCAUCUAACAAACUUACGAUUUGGCGGCUGGUGAAGGAAUUGACCCUAUUUUGAUUCUCGAUUUCUGUAUGAUUUCCGGAUGUUCCCUGAUUGAUGUACUCCAGCCUCUAUUCACAUACAA